AAAGAACCUUGAACCUUGAAGCGGAUUCCACACACAAGGUGGUAUUUCCGGUAAUGUCCAGAAGUAGGCAGUAGAGUGACAUGUAGUAAAAUACCAGCUGAAGUUUAGCCUCAGUGAAGAAGACCUUUGCUACAGGAAAAGCAUGAUGGCGCGGGAUGUGUGUUGUUUCUUCGCCUCUCUGCACUGCGGGACCCGGAGGUAACAGCGGUGUCACCGCGGGGCUCAAGCCGAGAAACAGUGACACACUGACGGUUGAUAAGAGACGCGUCGUUGUGGUUGAGAAACCAACAAUGGAAGAGGACCUGACUCGGAAGGAGGCAGCUCGCCCGCCGAGGAGGGCGUCUGCCGCUGCGGCGGAGGUUAGAGCUAACGAUAGCCUGCAAGAUGGCGAGGUUUACCCGGCCUGGGAAAGUCAAGCCGGUCCGGAGAGAUUCGGUGCUGCUGCCGGGAGGGCGGAGCGGAGGAGCUGUGCACCGCUGGCGGUUCACCACCGGCACAUGCCGAUGGGGCUCCUCAAUAUACCCAUACCGAGGAAAAAGGAAAACAGAGCCCUGUUCCAGGAUGUCUCCACUGAGUCCAGGGAGUACGAAGACAUGAUGACCAUCCUGACCUCCAGCUACAUCGACACCGGCUCGGCUGGCUGCUUCACCUACUGCAAACCCCUGCUGGUGCACAGCGAGCUGCUGGAGAGGGAGUUUGUGGAGAAGAGAAAGGAGAUGAAGGCUGAUGGAAGGACGGACAAGGAGCUGGAGGAGAGCUACUGCUUCAUGUUGGCUGAAAAUGCUAAACUGCCUGCGCUGUGUGAGAAGGGGCUGCAGGUGGGUCAGUGUUGGAUCACAGUGCUGGGAAACCCCACCAAAGGAGUGUAUCUGUCCAAAUAUUCAGACCUGCUUCAAGUCAACCCCAUAAAUCCUGGGUUCACAGGGGAUAUCGUCAUCUUCAAAGUGAUGAAGGGUAAAGUGAAGAGCAUCUAUGAAAACAUGAAAAACCUUUUAGAUCCAACGCCUCGCUUCGACAGCCACACCUCCAAGAACGCCAGCAAAGUCACAUCGCUCUCCUCCUACCGCGCCUUGGAACUCACACAGCAAUACUUCUACGAGUAUUCCUUUGACGAGCUGCGGCCACGCCCUCGUCAGGUCUGUCCGUACGCCGUCAUCUCCUUCCUGUUUAAAGGAAAAGACUCUUCACUUCCCAGCAAACCUCUGGCCCCCAUCAGGUUGAACAGUCAGUCAGCAGAGGCCAGUAAAGAGCGCGCUCAGUUCACAGUGUGGGGCGGAGAUCUGGUGAAAGGUGACCGGCUUCUCUUCCAGAUAUCCCUCCGCUGCUUCUCUCCUCCCUUACUGCCCCACAGACUACCGGAGAAGUUGGAAAUGGGUUGUGUAAUGACGCUGGAGCAGCUGACCAGGUACCUGCCCUCUGACCUGCUCUCCUACAACCUGUACAGCAGCAGCCACCAAGUUGUGAAUAGCGGUCAUUGCUGCAGUCUUCUGGAGGUGACAGACAGAAAUCGGUCUACAACCAGCGUGACCAUACUGCUUCAGGAGCUGGAGACGAAGAGAGUGGUUCUGGUGACUGCACUGUCAGACAGAGGCUUUCUCCUCCUGUUAUCCAGUGUUCAGAUGGCCACGCCCCCAGAGAGAGAAGAGAACUGGAAGAGAAGUCUCCAGGCGUUGUUUGUCUUCCCAGAGUCCAGAGAUCUGUCUAAAUCCACAUUCAGGGGUGCCUCCUCGUCCCAUAAUGCAUCACAGUCUGGUAGCCCGGUGAUGCCACGGCUCUCACAGUUUAUUCCAGCGCUGCACCACGCUCUGGUGAAGGCCCGCGCCAACCACCCCCCCGAGCUGUCUGCAGGCGUGGAACACCUCACACGGGAAUACCUUAUCGGCCUGACCGAUGGGAAGGUUCGACAGUACCCGAUGGGCGAGUACGACUCCAAACUGGAUGAGUGCAGGAAGCUGUUUCCUGCUCCCAAACAACACCGGGUGAACAUGGAGGGCUACCUGCGCUCCUACCUGUACACCCCCGCCCUGCACCUGCUGUCUGUGGCCCGGGCUAAACAGAUGGUGGAGGCGCACUGCAGCCCCGAGGAGCCUCAGGAGGCCAAGUUCAGGAGGAGCCUUGGAGGCCACAGAGAGGUGAUAGGGAAGGAGGCGACCAGCAACUCUCGAGAGGGACAGACCAACACUCAGAAGAUGCAGCAGAUGGUCGACCUGGUUCUGACCUGCAAGAGAAAAGCAGAGACUGUGGUGAGAAAGGAGGGAGGAGAAGGAGGCGUGAAGGUACACGGGAGGAAGAGGAAAAUGGAACGGGAGACGGCAGAGAGGACACUAAAGUUCCUGAAGGCAUCACAGGAACCCGGAAGACACAGCAAGUUUCCCGUUGAGGGAAGCCAUGUUCCCGCCCCCCCUGGCUCUCUUGCGUCUGUGAUUGGUUCGGUAGGUUUGAAGGACGUUGAUCUGAGGGAAGAUGGAUCUGAAUUAGCUACUAGACUACUCUCGAUGCUAAAAGGCCUCACACAGGCAGCAAGAGGAACAUCCAAUCAGAGUGAAGUACAGGAGGCGGUGCAGAAGACACCCUAUCCCUUUGAUAGGCUGGCCACCGAACUGGGUCUGCCCACCUACUGUGACAUCGACCUGAGGGAUCAGGAGGAGCUGGAGGAGCAGACAAUCGGCAGCAUCAGUAGUUCGGAGGGAUUCAGUCCCGGCUCCCACAGCGGGGAGGGGAAUCACCACGGAGCAGCAGGAAGAGGAGGGGGGCUCGGGAAGAGGGCAGGGGGAUAUGAAGAGGAAGAGGAGGAACAGGACAAGAUCCCGUGGGUUCUCAUCCCUAUUACAGGGCUAAGUUCUUCACGGUACACCCACAGAGACAGAAAACUCCCUCAGGACCCUCGCUUCCAUCACCUCACCACGGCAACGAGGAUCACCACAACCAGCAAACCCCCCAGGCAGAGCCCCUCCCCGUCUCCCAGGCAAAGCACUCCUCCCUCCCCCCUCCGAUGCGCAUCCCCAGCCCAGCCCUCCUCACUCCAGCUCCCUGUGCCCGUCACCAGACCCCAGCCCCCCCCCCUUCCCCCUCCCAGUGCCCGUCUCCAGAGCCCAGUCCGCCCGCCUCCCCGUCUCAAUGCCCGUCCCCGGAGCCCAGCCCUCCCCCCUCUCCCCCAAAAUGCCCCUCUCCACAACGCAGACCUACACAACGUCUGGACCCUCGUCUCCUUGGCCGCCCCCCCCCUCCCCUCCUGGUGCCAGCCAGCGGAGCCUAAUGACCUCAGCCAGUUUAACAGCAACCACAGAUGUGCUAACGUGGAGCCGAUCGCCCACCCCCCCUCCAGGGAAUCUGCAGGGCCGUAUAAGGACAGAGAAAAGACACCUCAGGGAAAGGAAAAGAAGAAUGAAGAGCCAUUUAUUUCUGCAUCCAUCCAGCCAUCUGUACCUCCAGCACCAGAGAGGAGGAGGAGCCCGUCACCACCCCCAACUCAGCCGGAUGGAGAAGGGGAAGUGAAGGAAGUACAGGCAGACGUUUCAGAGGAGGUAGAAACAGUUAAUAUUCUCAAGAAGCGAGUGAAAGAAGACCAGGAGGAGGAGGAGGAGGAAUGUAUGGAUGUGGAAGUGGAAGUGGGGGAAGUGAAGGACCUUGUAGGUGGCUCUUUGUUUUCUCCACACGUCUCCGUACCUCCUACUUGUCUUGACAGCAUCGUUGACAGCGUCGUUGAAAAACAGCUGGGCGACUUCUCCUCUGAGAUACAGCUCCUCCUGCAGAAACAGAGCAUUCAUUACAGCUUCCCACAAUCCCCACAUUCCACCUCCAACACAGAAACCUCCGCACCUCAACACACACUCCCACACGCCUCAAUAUCUCAGUUUUCACAGUAUGUGUCUUUCUACAACCCCUGCCCCCCAGUACAGGACGACGUUAGCUCACUAAGGCACGGCAUCAACAGCAUGCUAACUGAGUUUGAAGACACCUGCCCGAGCCACGAACCCGGCAGCAGCAGGACUAAUGUGGAUGACACACUAGCAAGCAGAGUUAGUGAGUUUGUGUCCAGCAUCAGAGCAUCUAAAGCUCCAACGAGUAGAGAAGAUGACGGUAUCUUUGGUGAACUGACAGCCGCUGACGUCAGUACCAACCCUGCACUCUCCAGAGGAAGUGAUCCGUGGCAGCAGCACACAAUCCCUAAGCAUGUUCCCGAUGCUACAGGCAACAUCAGUCCCAUGUUGCCGUCUCACGUCUCUUCAUCUGUUACUACCUCUCAGUCUGAUUCUGCCUACAAGCCGGCUAACACUUCUGUCCUCAUUCCUGCUCCUAACAAGCCCCCACACUCCCACUGGAAACAGCAGAGUCACAGUUUAGAGAUCAAUAGAACUCAUAACAUCAGACAAACACAAGAGGACUGGACUGAGCACUGUAGUGGUGAGAUGGGGGGGAGAGGUCUUGCAGGUACAAAGUACCAGGGGAGUUUGCCAGGGUUCAGCUGUGUCUCUGAGCCAGUCUCUGCCUCCGUCCCCGGGCCCACCCCCACCCCCCCGGCCUCAGCACUGAGCUCCCUGAUCAGCCAGCUGCAGCCGGAAGUUUUUAACAGUCUGGUGAAGAUCAUCAAAGAAGUGAAGAGAAACUCCCUGCAGUUCUACCUCCACAGCAUCGAGCCGGGGGACCAGGUCCAUCAAGAGGUCAAGGCAAACCUGUUGAAGCAGGGGAACGCGGAGCAGAGUCCGAUGGCUUUUCUGAACCAAGAGAAUGCUGCAGACAGAUUGCUGGUGGUCAUUCAGAACCAAGACAUAGCUGGACACAUUCACAAGAUCCCAGGUCUAGUGUCUCUGAAGCGUCUAGACUCUGUGGUGUUUGUGGGGAUCGAUACUCUGGACGACAUCAAGAAUAACAGCUACAACGAGCUUUUUGUUUCUGGAGGAUGCAUCAUUUCCGACGAGUUAAUCCUCAAUCCAGACUUCAUCACUCACGAUCGACUGACGGCACUGCUGAUGCUCCUGGAGCAGAACAGUUCUCCAGAGAGCGGCUGGAGGCUGAAGGUUCACUCUAAAACCCACAAGAAAUUAAAAGAACAAUCCAGAUUCCGGAGAGAUGCAGCCAACCUACUGGACGUACUGUCAGCCUAUCAGAAGCGGCAGAUUGUUGAGUUUCUCCCGUAUCAUAACUGCGACAUGAUGAACCUUCAGUCACCCGACCUGGUCUGUCUGCUGGAACUCCAGGCCCGAUACACACAGUUCCGACACACAGUCUUCCUCACUGAUCAUCAAUUUGAGAAGUUCCCUGACCACUCAAAUAGUGGCAUCAUCGUGGCCAGUUUUGAAGAAAUCCUGCACGACUUCGGCAGACUGGUUGGUCACCAUGACAUCAAGAAAAGGCAGCCAAUCAUAGAUGACGUGCUGUCUCCCAAAGAACACAUCCCUUCCCUCUCCUCUCAUGAUCAACCCCAACAUCUCCACCAGCAGCCCGACUCCGUCCCCCCUGCUCUAUCUCAUCUGUCAGACCAGCUUGUUCCAGAUGCUUCCUGUAAGGAAGGAGUGCCGCUCCACUCAGAAACAGACUACGAGGUUCUCCGACGAGCCAUCUCACAGUUACGAGCCGAGCGCCAAUUGGCCUCUCAGGCAGAGCUAAGCCUCCACUCCCUGAAGAACUUCCCUUUCAAUGUUGUUCCUACAGGUAGCGGUCCCACCUCCCCUCCUCUAGCUCAGAAAAGUCUCACCGAUUCAGUCCAGGUCACUCAGGACAGAAAAGCAGUGGCAGCCACUUUGGAGUUAAUCCACUCAGCAUUAAAGCAGGAGACGAUGGAGGAGGAGAAGAGGCAAGGCGGGGCAGCGACUCUCACUGAGGGACAGAGGAGGGGAGGAGGAGAGGCUGGAGGUCACAGAGAUGAUCCUCCAGUAAGAGUGGUGGGAGCACUGGGAGGAAGUCAAGAUCCCAGGAAUACUGACACGUCUACCCCUUCGUCCAAUCAAAGCAAAGCUGUAGUGACAGGACUGAGUUCCCAGACGCACUCAACUAAUGAUGGGAAAGAGAAAGCUGAUCAGCAAGGAGAGCCUUUAUUUCCCGAAGCAGCGAUAAGUUCUGCAGCCUCUUCCAGUACCACAGCCUGUCCUGUAGAAGGCGACCAAUCAAGAGACGUGGUUCAGGAACAACCAAUAAGAGGAGAUGCAGCACCAACUGGCACUGCCAGUGUCACCAAGGCCAUAACUCGAGGGGAAGACGGGCUUGACCAUGACACAACCCAGGCAUCUUCUACCACAUGUUCCCAGAAGGAAAUGGAUUUUACACAAUCUGGAAACACAAGCAACUGCGCCAUUGUCACAGUUGGGAUGGAGUUUUCCAAGAAGUUCCCCCACUCCUGUUCAGCAAGACCCAGCGAAAAGCCCAAGCGAAAGCCUCGUACUAGGUCCCGCUAUAGGCCCUCCCCCCCUGUUCAGCACGGCCAUGCUGAAAGCUCCCCCCUCCUGCUCAGCCCGGACUGGCCGAGUGCACUGCCAGAAGACAUCCCCUUCUGCUCACAAAGGCUGAGCCAGAGCUUGCAGCUCUACAGCCACACAGGAAAAAAAUACAGCUAUAAGGAGCUUUCAAAUCCCAUGGUUUGGAAGAAAAUCACCUACGCCAGACCGGGAUGGACACCAGAAUUCCCCCCAUUCCUCAAGCCGGGCAACCAGUAUUUGGAACUCAAAGCUAACAGUAUGGUUGUCUUUACCAGCAUGGCACCGCCACAUGGAAAAGGUCCAAAUAGGUUGGCCUCUGGAGUGACCUGUUAUGACCACAAAGAAGGCCCAUGGUGCGAGGUCCAGUCCCAGGACGGGGCCAGGAUCUGUAUCCUUGCUGUGUCUCCACAACACACCUCUACACCAAUUGCAAGGAUCACACCCCAAGUGAGGAAGGGACCCCCAGGGCAGAAUGUGAAAGAAGAGACGGUGUUAGAAGACAGCUCAGAGCAAGAGAGCAUUAUGCCGGUGCUCCCUACAUGAGCCAGGAAAAGGAGUCCACACUUUAAAGACUCACAUGAUGGAAAAACCUAAUAUUAACUUUUCUUUAAAAAAUGGACACCUCGCUUUUGUAAAUGUUUUACUACAUAACCAAUGACAAUUUGAUAUUCAGCGAUUAAUCAAUGUAUUAAUUCAGUCAGUAUUUGUAACCAUGUAUAUAUGAUAACAUGCCCUAUCAUUUGGUGUGUUUUGUACACUGAACAAAAAUAGUCCCCUUUUCCUCAUGCGAGUUGCGCACCCAACACUGCAAAGACCACGGCCAAUGGCCAUCUAGCACAUAUGUUCUGCAUCGGCAUGAGAGGAAAUAACUCCUUACCCGCAGGCGGUGGCACACAGUAUUUAUCAUUUAUAAAGGGAAACCAGAACAGCCAAGAAUGCAGAUGUCCAAGCCCUUGUUUUGCAACAGAUAUUAAUACAAAGCAGUUUGCCAACCAUUUUUACACCGGUUCACUUGAUUUGCAGAUGUCAAUGUGAAAAUAAUGAAAUAUAGAAUGAUCAGAUGAGAUGAGGAUUUCAUUUCAUUUCAAACCUUUAUUUAUCCAGGUUGUAUCCCAUUGAGAUCAUUGACCUCUUUUUCAAGGGAGACCUGCUCAAGUAGGUUC
Molecule: messenger RNA, 7576 nt
Organism: Trematomus bernacchii (emerald rockcod)
Lineage: Eukaryota; Metazoa; Chordata; Actinopteri; Perciformes; Nototheniidae
Gene: tasora
Product: transcription activation suppressor a
Biological process (GO): negative regulation of gene expression, epigenetic; protein localization to heterochromatin
Cellular component (GO): nucleoplasm; heterochromatin
Molecular function (GO): chromatin binding
Source: RefSeq, a predicted model, not a curated record